Messenger RNA from Acanthamoeba castellanii str. Neff, 555 nucleotides. RefSeq names its product cwf18 pre-mRNA splicing factor protein. The record is from RefSeq and is a predicted model, not a curated record. Bases 1 to 555 code for a protein of 184 amino acids. NCBI's taxonomy places the organism in Eukaryota, Discosea, Longamoebia, Acanthamoebidae. The transcript has a single exon. Gene Ontology annotation, cellular component: U2-type spliceosomal complex; post-mRNA release spliceosomal complex.
AUGUCGGCUGAGGAUGAUGAGCGAGUGGGUAUGGAGGUGGACGAAGAGCCCAACUUGCGGAGACGAACACAGCGCGAGGACGAGGAAGAGCGGAAUGACGAAAAUGACGAGCGGCGAGAGGAGGGCGAAAGCGAUGAGGAGGACGAAGAUGGCGAGGAUCACACUGGCGAGAAGGGCGAGGGGAAGAAGAAGAGGAAGGAGCCCAAUCCGCACGAAGGGAGGCUCAAAUUCCGGAACUACGUCCCACGGGAUAACCUGCUGCGCGAGCUGAGGAUCGAGCCAGCCCCGCUGCCGUCGAUGGUGGGUGAGAUCAACCGAAAGCUGAUCAUGAUGGAGGGCAGGAGGGGCGAAGAUCUGCUGGCUCUGGCGCCCAAGAAGCCCAAUUGGGAUCUCAAGCGCGACAUCGAGAGGAAGCUCGAUGCCCUCGAGAAGCGUACGCAGCGCGCCAUCGUCCUUCUCCUCAAGCAGAAGCUCGAAGGUGGAGAAGGCGCCAUCGAAGGCGCCGAGCGAAUGAUGAUCGAGGCCAAGCAGGAGGGGCUCAGCCACAUCGACUAA